Trypanosoma theileri is the source of this 1797-nucleotide messenger RNA. RefSeq names its product protein phosphatase 2C. Gene Ontology annotation, biological process: protein dephosphorylation. The coding region runs from base 1 to 1797 and encodes 598 amino acids. Gene Ontology annotation, molecular function: protein serine/threonine phosphatase activity. The record is from RefSeq and is a predicted model, not a curated record. The transcript has a single exon. Lineage: Eukaryota; Euglenozoa; Kinetoplastea; Trypanosomatida; Trypanosomatidae.
AUGAUUCAACUAUUUCCUCUUCAGAAUAAAAAGAUGCUACGAUUAUCGCUACCUUUUAUGUCUGUUGGAGUUUGCGAAGUGAUGAACUGUGUGGAAAAGGAUCUAAUGAGUUCUUUUCUCGUACACAAUACAAGAAACCGUGGGGCUUAUUCUGAAUUAUCAGGAACUUCUAAUUACAGCAAUUGCAAUAAGAAUAAGAGUAACUCUGAAUCAAGCCCUACUACUACUACUAGUUCUACUAGUACAAACUCUUUGGUAGUCCCAUUCAUGGGUGAAGUAGUUGCUGGUGGUCUGUGCGAUAGUUUUACAGGUCAUUACUGUCCACGUUUUAUUUCACAAUAUCUCGCUCGGGCUCUUAGCAUUCAUUCUGUUCUCCCUAGUCAUAUCGCACAACUUCGUCGAGAAGUAAAGGAUGAUGCUAUUAUUGCCUUAAUGAUGUCUGCCUUAUCACGUGAACGGGCAUUACAUGAUGUGAAGGGAUUAGGUGAAACUCAGCCGAUUCGUAGACUUUUCUCAGAAUGGGUAAUGCAUCAAUAUGCGAUGUUUGCUGAUAGUGCUUUCUUUGAUGUCUGUCGGAAGGGUAUUCUUCACACUGGAGAAGUUAUGAGAAAUGAUAAUCUUUUGGAAAGUGAAGCAGCCAAUAGUGGUUCUCGUGCUGUUUGGUUUACAGCCUCUGUAGCACCAUUUGAAUUACAACAAUGGCGUCAAAAGAAUAAGGAUGAGGUACAUCAUAGAAGUUAUGCGCCCCCUCCUCCUCCUCAGCCUCCUCAGCCUCCUCAGCGAUUUCUUGAAAUGAGAAAAGAUUCAUCUGAUAAUACCGUAGGGAAUAUAAGCGAUUCGUUUCCUUCUUUUGCUAUUGAUGUAUUAUUGAGUAAUGUUGGGGAUUCACGUGCCUUUGGAAUUGCACGACACUCACUCUCUGAAGGGAUACGUAGUUCACUUGAUCCAUCUCGUGAACGAAUUGUUCCUCUAAGCACAGAUCAUAAACCUCUUCGGACUCAAGAGUUUCGGCGUAUAUUACGUGCUGGAGGAGUCGUACGCUCUGAUGUUGGUGAUAUUAUCGAUGGGAAUCCCUUUUAUAAUGUUUCACGAAGUUUUGGACAUUGGUCAAUGAAAUGUGAUAUGAAAAGAUCACCUAGUGAACAGAAACUCAUUGCUCUCCCAUCUUGUAGUUCAUGGGAAAUGUUACCUGGUGAUGUACUUGUUCUUUGUAAUCAUGGUAUGUUUGAAACCCGUUCUCAACAAGACACUUCAAUGGAUGAACUUGCUAAAGUUGUGGGACGUGAACUACGGCGAGGUAGUUCACCUGAACAAAUUGCAGCUGCACUUUGCGAUCAUGCUAUUCGUUUUGGUGCCCAACAUUCACUACAAGCAAUGGUCGCAGUAGCCACAGAUACGAAUGCCAGCAGUAGUGAAGUAGAGCGGGAGGAGUGGGUGGAGCCAGGUCCUUUCUAUGUGGAACCCUUUCGCCAAUCUUCAGCGUACCGCAAUGCACUUUGUGUGGAUUGCGAUCGCUGCGGUGUAACUUUAGCGGAGUUGUUGGAAUUGCGCUGGCAACGCGUGCGGGAAUUUCUCCCAACUCGAUAUGCACUUCCACUGAUGCCUUACUAUGGGAAAGAAUGCUCCACACUUCAACAAAUUAUGGAUGAAGAAGCACUACUCUUCAAUCACGAAUCUCUACCUCCUCUGGGGGAAAGUAUUGAAAAAAUGACAAGUGAGGAGAAACGACGUGUUAAAGAAACCUUUGUACGAAUGUCAAGGUCUCUCUUAUCGUCAACUCCUCCGUUAUCGAUAUAG